AUGGACAUAAGACGACUUUCUGGUGAAGAAAAGCUUAAAUUCAGUCGCAUUUAUUUUUUUGCUGGGAUCCCGUUUCUCCCUUUUCUUUGGUGGAUAAACGUGUUUUGCUUUCUGAAAGAUUUGUCUUCUCCACAAUCUUAUCCCGAGUUUAGAUUAGUUAGGAAAUACGUCAUCUUGAGUUUAAUCGGAGCAUUAUCUUGGACAUUUGCCUUUGUCACUUGGAUAAUUAUUUUCUUGAAAUUUCGAUCUACUUGGGGUGAAUUAGGUGAUCGAUUAUCAUUUAACAUUCCGCCUGUUUGGGAAGUUACAGACUUGCUGGCGAAAGACGCUGCUAUUGGCGAAACUCCUUCCAUUUACACGUCUUCAUCCGGGCUUCGGCAUAUUUUCAUAUCAACAAAGUCCGGAUUUACGAGCCAAACACUAUACAUAAGUCGUCAUGUGGAUCGUUUGUUACACGAAUAUCACAGUUUAUCACAAUGUGGCCCCUCAAAACCAUCUGGUUUCUGGAUACAUGGUAUAGGUCCUCUUGCAAUUACGAGGACGGCUGAAUUAGCCUUACAUUUAAUCCAUCGAAUGUAUCCUGGACACCUUGAAAUGUCAACAUAUACAAGCAGCUGUUCAACUAAGAAACAUAUUAUAUCUCAAGUUGAAAAUGAACGUGCACUUGUCAGAGAAGAACCGAAAAUCAGAGGUGCUAUCCAUGUUCACAUUCGCUUGGUUCCCACUCGUGGUAUAGAACAAUCCUCAUAA
Messenger RNA from Heterobilharzia americana, 750 nucleotides. NCBI's taxonomy places the organism in Eukaryota, Metazoa, Platyhelminthes, Trematoda, Strigeidida, Schistosomatidae. The record is from the annotation of a GenBank genome assembly.